Molecule: messenger RNA, 1342 nt
Organism: Candidula unifasciata
Lineage: Eukaryota; Metazoa; Mollusca; Gastropoda; Stylommatophora; Geomitridae
Source: the annotation of a GenBank genome assembly
AUGACCAUCCCUCAGCUGCAGAACCUUUUGAAGAAGCGUCAGGAGGAUGGGCGUGUCUUUGCUGGGUUUUCGCUCCAUAACAUGGGCGUGACAGUUGAUGUAGAUAUCUUUAUAUGUGUGUCUUCGGGCACAAGGGAGAAAGCCAACUGUGACCACAAGGCUGGCACAUUUUCAAUUCUGGGUGGAGAGGUAGAAAUGCCGUUUGUCUUUGACCGUCUCUACAAACAUGAAAUCACGAAAUCUGUUCGUGACCUGGGAUCUAGACUGGACAGCGCGGCCAACUUCGAAGUAAUUGUGGAAAUUAGAGCUAACAAUGGAAGUCUCCUCGACUCCUCAAUUCUGCCUGCUGCAACUAUCAUUUUUGUGCCUGGAACUAAAGAGACACAGGAUGAGUUCGGCAAUACCAACCCUUAUCUGGUUAGAAAGAAUGUCAACUUCCUCAACCCCAGGGAGAAGCUCUCGUUGAUCCAUGCUCUGCGGGGACUCCAAGCGGACCGAUCAGCUGAGGGUUAUCAGGCAAUUGCUGCCUUCCACGCUGUCCCGCCACUCUGCCCUGGUCCUGAGGCCAGCGAAAGACAUGCCUGCUGCAUCCAUGGCAAGGCCACGUUCCCUCAUUGGCACAGACUCUACACUGUCCAAAUCGAAGAUGGCCUCCGCAGACAGGGCUCUCUAGUAGGCUUGCCCUACUGGGAUUGGGCCAGCGAUACUGUUGCUCUCCCUAGCUUCAUCACGGACGCGUCCUUCACAGACCCUUACACUGGGGUUGUCUACGAAAAUCCUUUCAAUAAUGCAACAAUUAAUUUUGAGCAGGCUGUCGUGGAAAGAGAAGUAUUAGGUCAGUAUUUGCAUAAGCGCGGUCCUCACGGUUGGGACACCCGGCUGUUCGAGCAAACACUGCUGGCUCUGGAGCAGGAAGAUUUCUGUGACUUUGAGAUCCAGCUGGAGGUGACCCAUAAUGCGAUCCACUCCUGGCUUGGGGGAUCCAAAGAACAUUCCAUGGGACACCUUCAUUAUGCAUCCUACGAUCCAGUGUUUUUUCUGCAUCACUCCAACACUGAUAGACUCUGGGCUGUCUGGCAAGCUCUUCAGAAACAUCGGGGUCAUUCUUCACAAGGGGCAAACUGCGCUUUGGAGCUAUUGAAAGAACCACUGAAACCGUUCAGCUUUGGGUCGCCAUACAACCUGAACCCAACCACACAAACCUUUUCCCGCCCGGAAGACGCCUUUGACUACUCUGCACACUUCAACUACCAGUACGAUGACCUGGAGUUUGUCGGGAUGAAUGUUCCAGCCCUGGACGCUUUAAUCAAGGAGAGACAGGGGCGUGACAGAGUUUUCGCGG